AUGGAUAUUCCCCAUCGUGCUGCGAGGCCGGCCAUGGCCCUACCGACUCCAGAGAUUUAUGUACAAGACCCCUCAGACCGAUUUCGAACAUCAAGCAGGUCGAAUUCCUACGGUUCGAUCCUCUCCCCGAAAACCUCCUCGAUACCAAUGUCAAUACCGAACUCGAGGGAACCUGGUCCUCCUCCGCCGCUCCCACCACCGAGACAUUUGCAGGAUAUAGUGGACAGUGGAAAGAGCGGCCCUGAUCUUGCGUGGAAAUUUGGCAAUUCGCACGAAUACAACAGCGACUGGGGCGGAUCAGUAUCAUCAUCAGUGGCACCUGGGUCGAGUCUAUACGGAAGUUUCAUGGGAAGACGGGGGGACGAACGAUCAGAACGCCGUGGAAGUUCUAUCUCUACGAUCAAAUCCACCGAUUUCAAAGAGAACUCAUACCCCAGAUUAGACGAAGGUUAUGUUAGUCAAUCUGGAACCAGCAUCGGAUCAAAUUUUUCGAAGUACCAAGACUCAAUCUCUCCAGCCGCAGGCUUCCAAAGCUCAGUUCACGACAAAUACAGAAGCAACAAUGCUCAAGCAUACGACAAGUCCUUGCUGCAGAAAUUGGACGCUAGAAGAGGCACAGACAACUCAACCCCUCCCGGCUACAACAAAUCAAUAUUCAGUUCCUCAGCGAACGAUACUUCGCCCACGUCGCGAAUAGCCCUAGAGCACCGACACCCAAGUCAACUAAAACCACUGUCGCUGCCAAUUAUCACGAGCAGGCCAGGUCUGGUGGAAAGUCCGUUGAGUCGAUGGGCCGCGGAUACUCCCCUCUCGGGGAUAUCUCCGGGUGGGAAUUCAUACUAUAAAUUCGGAGGUCAGGGCCAAUUCGAUCACCGGUCCCCAAGCGACACAGCAGAAUCUGAUAGAUCUCCUCUUCCAUACAUUAAGCGCUCUGGUAGCGGCUCUGUGCCAGACGAUGCUUCUAGUGUCACAAGCAGGUCGCGAGAGAGCUACGAUCAUAGGGUAUCUCCUGACCACGAUGCGGAAUUUCACAUGGAAGAGACUGGUUUCACACGUCUGCAGAUUGACGAUUACUCGAACCGAUCUGAUGGGUACUCGCCUGGCGCAACGGUCGGCCAAAAGAGACGUGCUUCCUCCCCUCCAGGAGACGAUGGUCCAUCUUUGCAUACUGUGGGCAGCGCAAGUGACCUUUUCAGGAGGCGCGAAUCCGGCUCUCGUACCUCCCCGUCUCCUCGUUUUCACUCGACUUCUGGAUCUGUAUCAUCCACUGCUUCUGGCCCGAGGAACAAUUCAUAUGCCUCCUCCUUGUCGGUUGCUGCAAGCAGUAUUACAAGUAUGGGCUCAUAUGGGAAAUUGUCUCCUGGCAAUGUCUCACCAGGAGGUAUGGACCUGGACUCACCAUACAUUACAUCAAAUCCCAGUCCCCGCUCCUCCAUCUCUAGGGCACAUCACCAGCGCAAUGUCUCAGAAACUAGACCUCUUCUGACAUCUCGAAAACUAUCGGACAGUGCUCCCCACUCCAAGCACAAUAAUGCUCCCUCUAAAUUACAAGGCGUGUUUAUGUGCGAGUGCUGUCCCAAAAAGCCCAAAAAGUUUGACUCCCAGGAAGAAUUGAAUGUCCACGAACAGGAAAAGCAGUACCAAUGUGCAUAUUGCUGUAAUCGUUUCAAGAACAAAAACGAAGCAGAACGACACCAGAACUCUCUGCAUCUACGGCGUCAUUCGUGGUCUUGUGCAGCCCUCUCCGGCUAUGCAGCAGCGUUUCACAACUCGCCCACUCGACCCAACGAAGCCGACACCUGUGGUUACUGCGGCGAAGAUUUUCCCCGCUCCGGGAUCUCCUCCCCUGCAGUGUCCGGCCCUCCCGUUUCGGUCGCCACAGAUCAAGACUGGGAGGUGCGGAUUGGCCACUUGCAGGAGAUGCACAAAUUCGGGGAAUGCAACCAUGCGAAGAAAUUCUUUAGAGCAGACCAUUUCAGGCAGCAUUUGAAACACAGCCAUGCAGGCACGAGCGGGAAAUGGACAAACAUGCUCGAGAACGCGUGCAUGAAAGACGAGCCGCUGCCAGAGCCCAUACGGGGCCCCGAAAGAGUGAGUCCUGGCGGCGUAAGGGUUGGACGAAUUAGCGAAGAGGAGGAAAUGGAGAUCCUUUGA
Mollisia scopiformis is the source of this 2154-nucleotide messenger RNA. RefSeq lists its product as uncharacterized. The transcript has 3 exons. NCBI's taxonomy places the organism in Eukaryota, Fungi, Ascomycota, Leotiomycetes, Helotiales, Mollisiaceae. The record is from RefSeq and is a predicted model, not a curated record. Bases 1 to 2154 code for a protein of 717 amino acids.